AUGGCGCCGGCUCCCGUCGCGCGCGUCGUCGUCGCGGCGUCGCUGGCGACGGUGCGCGCGGCGGGAGGAGCCGGCGGCGGACGCGGCAAGGGUGGCGGGGGCGGGGGCGCGCGCGGUAAAAAAAGCACGGGCGGAGGCGGGACGAAAGGGAGCAACAAGGGUGGCGGCACCGCGACGAAGAAGAAGAAGGCCUCGGGCGGAUCGGACGCCGCCAAGAAGAAACAGCCCGAGCAGGACGAGCAGCAGCAGCAGCAGCAGCAGCAGACGGCGGUCCGCGACCCGCCCGUCAACAGGAAGAUCCUCGAGGGCAAGUUCGACGCCCUCGUCUUUGACGAUUCCUCAAAGGGAACCGACGUCUUCGCCAUGGACGCCCCGCACGUCCCGCCCGCCGCCACCACCCUGGAAGACCGCCUGUUCUUCGAGCGGAAAGGUCACGCGUGCAUCCGAAACGUGUUGACGCAAGACGAGGCGCGUUCGAUGGCGGUGGCGCUCAUUCGAGAAACCCGAACCAGAACGCUGUUAGCGUAUAAGCAUCGAGUGUCCGUGCUGUGCCCGCCGGGCGCGGUGGACGUCGACGCCAUCGAAAGCGAGGAGGAUGCGAUGCGAGCCAUCGAGAGGUACUCCGACGAGGAGGUUGGGUUUUUGCAGACGUUUAACAUCCACAGGGACAACUACGUAGCCGGCGAAGAUGAUUCUUCGAAUGAUGAUUCUUCGAAAAACACAGCUGUGUCGGGAGAUUCAACAUCGGAUGGGAUCAAGGAAUGCGCGGGGUACAUCAUGAGCAGGAGGCUCGCGCGGAUCGCCGCCGAGUUACUCGGCGCGGACGAGAACGAGGGCGAUCGCGUGCGUUUGUACCAGUCGUGCGUCUUCGUCAAACCUCCGGGUUUCGGAGAGACGAAUUGGCACUCAGACGCCAACAUGGUACCGCUCGACACCAACAGGUUCGUCACCCUCUGGCUGCCACUGAGGCCGCUGCAGGAAGACGACGCCGCGCUGGUGUUUGCCAGCGGGAGCCACAGAGACUUUGCGCUCCCGUACUGGCACACGCUGGAGGGGAUGGAGGAUCUGGAAUCGCGCGGAUACGACAUCGAGUCGUACGAGCCGUUGGACCUCGGAGACCUCACCGCACACGCCGGGUGGUGCCUGCACUGGUCCCCGCCGCAGCCCGAGGACGCGCCGCCGCGGCACGCGCUGAGCGUGUGCUACUUUUUGGACGGCGCCAGGCGGUUGACGGGACGGGAAGGGCACCUGAGGCAGGUGCCGCACGAGGAGGACGAGUGGAGCUACGGGGACUGGCUCGCCGACGUCAAGGCUGGGGAGGUGGCGAGGCACCCGGCGUUGCCGGUGGUGUACCCUUGA
Messenger RNA from Micromonas commoda, 1359 nucleotides. RefSeq lists its product with no specific name. NCBI's taxonomy places the organism in Eukaryota, Viridiplantae, Chlorophyta, Mamiellophyceae, Mamiellales, Mamiellaceae. The transcript has 4 exons. The record is from RefSeq and is a predicted model, not a curated record. The coding region runs from base 1 to 1359 and encodes 452 amino acids.